CCCACAUCCCACAUCCCACAUCCCACAUCCCACAUCCCAUCCCACAUCCCACAUCCCACAUCCCAUCCCACUCCAUCCCGCCGCAUCUCGUCUUGCCUGCCCCUUUCCCUCUCCUCGUCCUCUUCCUCCCCCGAUCUCCCCUGCUCCGUCGCAUCCGCCACCAAAUGGCCUCGAGCUCCAGUCUCCCGGCCAAGUCGUCGAUGGAUGUGGAUGUCGAUAUGGAUGUGGAUGACACAACCUCGAAAGCCCCUGUCCAGCAAACCCAGCCCGAGCCGUCAGACACGGCAUCCUCCAAACCAGCCGACUCCCUUGGUCCCUGGCUCCAUCCCAUCGAGUGUCUCAUCAACGGCGCCCGCGACGAGCCCGAUGCCCUCCUGAUCAACACAUACGAAAGCGGCGCCUCCGAGCGACACUCCUAUCGCCAGGUGUGGAGGAGAGCAUACUCGAUCGCCCAGGGGCUCAGGGCCCUCGCCGGCUGGGACGACGCCGACCACGAGGUCAUUGGCACCUUCUGCGAGUCCGAGGUCAACUGGGUGUUCUAUUCCCUUGCAGUGUGGAUGCUUGGCAAGAAGACAAUCAACUUUGGUCUCAACCUGCCUCCGGCUGCCCGAAAGGCUCUGUGCGACAGAUACUCAAUCAAGUAUAUCCUGCACCACUGCGUCAAACCCGGACGCACACAGGGAGUGACUCUUGUGGAUGCAUCGACAUUCCCGAUGCUGGACGACAUCCCACUGCCCUCGCUUGAGGCGUGCGAGCCUCUCGAUGAGUUCAUCGCCUAUGCAUGCACUUCUGGAACGACAGGCAUCCCCAAGACUUUCAUAUACUCUCAUUACGGCCCCAUAACUGCUCGAGAAUCUGUCGGAUUCACACAUUGCAAUAUCGGAAUAUGCCAAGCGCCCUCAUUCCUUGCCACAUUGAAUCUUUUCUUGACUGCACUGAAUCUCCAAGGGUCAGCAUGGAUCCCCAGAGCAACUCCGAACCCUGUUGAGAAAGUCCGAAGUAUUUCCAAGAUGCUUGACGAUGGUCUUGCUUAUCUCUUCAUGCCGCCAUCGUUUUUGAAGCUGUUGAUUGGAGUCGGAGUGUCGGAAAACAGACACAUCAGUUUGGCGAGGAACAAGAAAGAUCCUCCUUGGGUCCGAAAUCGUGCCCCGAAGCGUCGUUUGUGAAGCCAGACGCCGCUUCCCAAAUGCCGAGAUUCAAUCUGUCUACGGAUGCAGCGAGUCUCUGUUGAUUGGAGCCGCUACAUACUUCAGUCUCCCGGCCGAUGUCACCGAAGUCCCUCCCAAACUUGUGUACAAACUCGCCAAGCCAGGAGUCCGCUGCCAUAUCAUCGAC
This is a messenger RNA of Polychytrium aggregatum, 1335 nucleotides long. RefSeq lists its product as uncharacterized. The coding region runs from base 165 to 1166 and encodes 333 amino acids. Lineage: Eukaryota; Fungi; Chytridiomycota; Chytridiomycetes; Polychytriales. The record is from RefSeq and is a predicted model, not a curated record. The transcript has 8 exons.